GUGUGUGGUAGGAGCAGAGUUAGUUGAUGUCCCUGGGCUGUGGGGUGUCCGCGCAGCUGUACAGAGGGGAGAGCGCAGCAGCCCCACGCAACAGACUUGCUGCUCAGCGCUUCUGGUUACUUUUGUUUUGUUGCUGCUGCUGUGACCUAAGUCUGUUUUUCCUGCACGUUUGGCUGCUUCCUUUCCUCGGCUCUGAGCGCUGCCACUGCUUCUGUUUUUUGUCUCUUUGCUUUGUAUGUCCUGUUUUAGCCAGUGCACAUUAUACAUGUACACACAAGGGAGCAGAGUGAGUUAGAGGUGCUUUUAUCUGCGACCUUUUGCAGCACUUUCUGAGAAGCAGGGGGGAAAUACUUUCUAUAAAUAAUACAGUGACAGAUUCUCCCCUAGCCCUUGGUAACUGACUGGUCCUAGUAUUGUAUAGUAACCCGGGAGGUGCUGUAAUUAGUUGGAGCUGGUGAGGGGAAGAUGUGGUGAAGCACUGCUGAGAAGUUGAUUUCAUGAGCAUCUUAUCUUGAGUCUGGUUCAUGUGAUAAAGAAAGUUAGGCUGACGACUUGCUCUGUCCUGUUUGACUUCUUUGAUUUUGAUGAUUGAUUACCACAUCCCAUUUUAGAUCUCCACAUGGUAAUUCAUGACCUAAGACCAUUGCUUUUUCUGGCUGAUAGGAGACCACAGUCUUUCCUCCCACCCCUUGAAUGUGUGUGUAUGCAGAGAUGCAUUUGACAUUCACAGAUGUCAGCACAGUGAACACAGCACAAGUGUGUCCAGCUUAGGUUGCAGGACUAUUUUGUCAGCCUUUCAAAACAUCAGAACUGAACUUAAGAGCUUUUUACAACAAAUGUAUUAGACAUAUAUUUGACAAUUUCACAAGAAUAUUACAAAGUAGACUAUAAAAGGUUUUGGAAUGGGGCAGAGGGGAGAUAGGAUACUUCCCAGGUCAGAAAAGUCUGCUUUUUUUCCACCGAUCUAACAGACCUGGAGCCAGCAAGACUCAGAGGAAAGGACUUAAUCAGGUUUAUGUGUACUAAAGGUUAUGAAGACAAUAUGGAGUUUCCUGAUCAUAGUAGACAUUUGCUACAGUGUCUGAGUGAGCAGAGACAUCAGGGUUUUCUUUGUGACUGCACAGUCCUAGUAGGAGAUGCCCAGUUCCGAGCUCAUAGAGCUGUACUGGCUUCAUGCAGCAUGUAUUUCCACCUCUUUUACAAGGACCAGCUGGACAAAAGGGACAUUGUUCAUUUGAACAGCGACAUUGUUACAGCCCCAGCUUUCGCUCUCCUGCUUGAAUUCAUGUAUGAAGGGAAACUCCAGUUCAAAGACUUGCCCAUUGAAGACGUGCUAGCAGCUGCCAGUUAUCUCCACAUGUAUGACAUUGUCAAAGUCUGCAAAAAGAAGCUGAAAGAGAAAGCCACCACGGAAGCAGACAGUACAAAGAAGGAAGAAGAUGCCUCAAGUUGUUCGGACAAAGUGGAGAGUCUCUCCGAUGGCAGCAGCCACAUAGCAGGGGAUUUACCCAGUGAUGAAGAUGAAGGAGAAGAUGAAAAAUUGAACAUCCUGCCUAGCAAAAGGGACUUGGCGGCUGAGCCUGGGAACAUGUGGAUGAGAUUGCCCUCAGACUCAGCAGGCAUUCCCCAGACUGGCGGAGAGGCAGAGACACACGCAACAGCAGCUGGAAAAACAGUAGCCAGCCCCUGCAGCUCAACAGAGUCUUUGUCCCAGAGGUCUGUCACCUCCAUGAGGGAUUCAGCAGAUGUUGACUGUGUGCUGGACCUGUCUGUCAAGUCCAGCCUUUCGGGAGUAGAAAAUCUGAACAGUUCUUAUUUCUCUUCACAGGACAUGCUUAGAAACAACUUGGUUCAGGUGAAGGUGGAGAAAGAGGCUUCCUGUGAUGAAAGUGAUGUUGGCACUAAUGACUAUGACAUGGAACAUAGUACUGUGAAAGAAAGUGUGAGCACUAAUAACAGGGUACAUUAUGAGCCAGCCCACCUGGCUCCAAUGAGGGAAGAUUCUGUUUUAAGGGAGCUAGAUAGAGAGGACAAAGCAAGCGAUGAUGAAAUGAUAACUCCUGAGAAUGAGAGAGUCCAGGUGGAAGGAAACAUGGACAGCAGUUUGCUCCCUUAUGUGUCAAAUAUACUUAGCCCUGCUGGCCAAAUUUUUAUGUGUCCUCUCUGCAACAAAGUCUUUCCUAGUCCCCACAUUCUGCAGAUCCAUUUAAGCACGCACUUUCGAGAGCAGGAUGGGAUCCGCAGCAAGCCUGCUACUGAUGUCAAUGUCCCGACCUGUUCCUUGUGUGGUAAGACUUUUUCUUGCAUGUACACCUUGAAACGUCAUGAGAGGACUCAUUCAGGUGAAAAGCCCUACACUUGCACCCAGUGUGGGAAGAGCUUCCAGUAUUCCCACAACCUGAGCCGCCAUGCUGUGGUUCACACCCGGGAGAAGCCACAUGCUUGUAAGUGGUGUGAACGCAGGUUCACGCAGUCUGGAGACCUUUACAGACACAUUCGGAAGUUUCACUGUGAGUUGGUGAAUUCGUUGUCUGUCAAAAGUGAAGCACUGAGCUUACCUACUGUCAGAGACUGGACCUUAGAAGAUAGCUCACAAGAACUUUGGAAAUAAUUUUUAUAUAUAUAAAUAAUAUAUAUAUAUAAAUAUCUAUAUAGUUGUGGUACAGUCUAAAAGCAAUCUUGUUUCCUUGAUCUGAAAGUUUGGCUAUUAGCUUGUUUUUGCACUUUAAGGCAGCAUGAACAUUUCACUAAUUUAGCACUCUGAGAAAAUGAACUUUAGAAAUAAUAUGACAAAAUAAUAAACUACAGAGGAUUUUUCCCCCCCUCUUUUUGGAAUAUAAGCCAGUAAAUAUUUUGCUGUUAAGGGAAAUCUCAAAUUGUAAAAAGAUUUUUAUAUUGCUUUAUUCUCUUUCACCCCUCAAACACUGCAUUAUUUUAAAACCCAAAUGUUUUUCAUUAUUUUUAAAAUAUGAAUGUAGAAAUCCCCUUCAGUUUUAUUAGUUCCUUUACAUUUCUAAAAUUGUAUGAGUUCUUUCUAGCUGUUGGAAACCUGAAUGCUUUUAGACCCAAAUGGAAAAUUUCUGAAAUGCUGGAUUAUCUAUUUUUAAACAAGCAGUUGACUUAAAACUUAUUAUGGCAACUUCUGGAUUUCUGACAGUUCCCACUGGAAAAAAUAAUUCUGAAAGUACACUGGGAUCACUGGGAGUCUGUGCAGUCUGUGAAGGUUUGCUUGGGAUGAAAAAGGAUAUUGCAGCUUCAGCAGUGAUGAACUGUGUGUUUAAAAAUGUGAAUUACCGUUAUUGUAUACUGUAAUUGAUUACAUGGGCGGGGGGGUGGUCAAAGAACUUGGCAGGUUGUGUUGAUGCUCUUAGUUGAGUUUUGAAAAGUAAAUAUUAACGCUACAGAAAUGCAUGAGUUUCAGUAUAUUUUUGUCUUUGUUUGCAUUGUAUAACUUUAAUGAGUGAGUUUAAAAUUAUUUAAUUUCCUUAGGAAAAAACACCACUGAAAAAACUGGUGUUGUGAAGAACAUAAAUGCACUGUUUUUAUUUUAUAUAAUUUAAAUUUACUUUCCCACUGUCUUUAAGUUGAAUAAAACUUAAGCUACAAGUUGAUAAUUUAGCAACAUAAGAAGGAAGAUAUUAAUGUUUACAAACAGGCUUAAAGAUUUGCAUGUGCUGUGUGCAUUUAUUAAAAGAAAACCUAAUUGCACAAAAUCCAUGCCAGCUCAAACUUUAGAUGCAUACAUUUACCCAGAUGAGCAUUUUUAGAAUUCCUGCUGCACAAAUUAACAAUAGGUCAUUAUUAUUCCCUUCUCUCCCCCCCACCCCCGCCCGAAAAGAUUCUAGAGACUGAAAAAGCCCCAGGCUGAAAGGACUAGAAUGCUUUGAUUGACAUGGGGAAAGGGGGGGAGGAGCAGGGUGGUUAGUGGACUAUGUGUAUCCAAGCAGCAGAGACUGCAGCCUGAUGUGUGGUUUUAAUGACCAACAUACAGGUCAAAAGCAUUUUGCACAGUGUUUGUUUUCCUGUCUUGCACUUACAAAUAAGGUCUAUGGGAGUAGCAUGGAAAACGUUUGCUGUUUUUCCUUCUUUUUCUGCUUUUGUUUAAAAUUUGAUCGCCUUAACUACUGUAAACAUAGCCUAUUUUUGUGCUUAAGAUACUGAAUGGAAAACUCCAUUGUGUAUUGCUGGACUGUUUUGGAAAUAUUUGGUCAAAUGUGUGUUAAGUUGGCUGUACCCUGUAAUGGCAUUUAAAACAAAACAAAAAAAAGCUGUGAAAAUGGCCUUGGAGCAUUAUCUUUAGUUACUUGAAUAGUUUCUAGGUUUUAAAAAUACAUUAUUUUAUUAAUUUAGAAAAGACAAUCAGUGUCUGAGAAAAAUGGACUUUCUCUUGGAUUUUUUUUGUGGUCCUCAUGAGUGAUUGCUUAUUUUCUUUUAUUAGUUUCACAUUCUUCUUUUGUUCUAAAACUUAGACUGACAUCUAGCUUUGACAAUCAUAGUAUGUUUUAUUUUCCUGAAGGGGGAAUAACUUAUAAUGCUGUUUAGUUUUGUACUAUUGGUGUGUUGGUGAAUUUUUAAACUGUGUGCUAACUGCAAUAAAUUAUAUGAACUGAGAAA
Molecule: messenger RNA, 4614 nt
Organism: Chelonia mydas (Green sea turtle)
Lineage: Eukaryota; Metazoa; Chordata; Testudines; Cheloniidae
Gene: ZBTB18
Product: zinc finger and BTB domain containing 18
Exons: 3
Coding region: 1016-2611 (531 amino acids)
Biological process (GO): regulation of transcription by RNA polymerase II
Cellular component (GO): nucleus
Molecular function (GO): RNA polymerase II cis-regulatory region sequence-specific DNA binding; protein binding; DNA-binding transcription factor activity, RNA polymerase II-specific
Source: RefSeq, a predicted model, not a curated record